CUGCUUAGAGUAAAACCUGCCGGCUGCUCGGCUGUCCUCAGGGGUGUGGUUGUCGCCACUGUCCUUGUUUCCUCUGAAGAAUUUGACGUGACCGAGGCAGGAGGAUGCUACGAGCCUCACCCUGAUGUUACUACGUCCAUCCCAAGGAGUACAAUUUAGAGUAGCGAUCGGCUGUUUCUAUUUUCUUUUUCUUUAACAACCUUUGGAACAAGAAGGAAGAAGGUUACCAAAUUGAAUGUUUGACUAGAGUAGAUCCCCCACAUCCGGAUAGAGAACAACUUAAGUCCUAUUAAUUUAUUGUUUCUCAUCCCAGGUUUGUAAUCCCUGUAAUUCAUGAAUAGAGACGGAGUGUUAAAUCAAUGAGGUUUUUUACUAACCAACCUGUAUAUACCUUGAAUGUGAAUUUUCAGUGCUAUUUUCCCAACAAUUGCCUGCAGUUUUCCCAAUGCCUGAAGUUGGGUUAAAUUCCAAAUCUAUGUGGAAAGUAUAUCAGUUGAAUAUGGAGAGUUUUUCGUUGUUUGGCUUUUUUUUUUCCUAGACAUUCUUAAAUCAUUAACCAAAAUCCCAAAGAUUUAAGUGCCAUUUAAGUCUCUUCUCCUUCAUAACGGGUACGUUGGAGGUUAUUUCUUCUGUUUUAAAACAGUUGAUAAUAUAUAUUUAAAGAUACUUGGAAGAAAACAAGGACAUUUCAGUCAGUUGUAACCCAAACCAUUGUUAGUCUUUUAUAGUAGGUCUCUUCUAGUCCCUCGUGUCAUUGCUUCUUAGUUUGUCAAACUAUUUUCAUCUCCGUUUUCUGGUAGCUCCUUAAGGUACUAGAGUCCAUGUGUUGGGGAGUGUUUUGUCCGAUUCUGACAAAAAAAAAAGCUACGAGCUAGACAGUCACCCAGUCAACCCAGUCAAGAACCGCCUGGGUCCUCUUUCUUUUUACAUCUCAUAAAGAGCUCGGUGCCUAACCUACAUUUAGCCUGUUGCCCGAUGCCCACCAGCUACCAUCUGGCUUCUGUUAGUUUAUACUGGACAAGUUUUAUGGAGAAAAAAAAAUUGAGCCCCUGUUGAAUAUACACUUCAGUAGUUGCAUGGGGGGUUAGAAUGACAAAGUUAUCUCUCCCCCUUACCCCCCAUUUCCUCUUUGGCCAUUGAACUGCUGGGCCCUGAAGAUUGAGGCAGGAGGGACCGAAGGCAAGGAAUAGGUUCUUCACUCAGAGAAAGAAGCAGGAGUCACUUUAUUCAGGGCAUAGCAUCGUAACCUGGGAGAAAAGUGGGUGGAGGAAGGACUACGAUUUUAUGUGAAGAGUGAGAGGACGGGUUUUAUUGUGAGUCGCUGUGAGCACUUUAAUACUAUGGAUUCCUAGAGAAACUUCUGGCAGGUGAGUUCACAGUAUUCUGUAAUCCAAGUCAUAAACAUUAAAAGCUGAAAAAAUUAUAGUCAUUACGUUAUUUUGAAAUGUGAGGGAAAAACCGUUAGCUGUGCUGACAUACAGUUGUUCCAAGAGAAGCUGAGUAAGGUUAAGUAGAGAAACUGUCUUCACUUGGCAUUUUCUUGCUUGUCAUAUUAAGAUUGUUAAAGAGUAUGGAGCCUCCAAAAAUAUCUGUACAUGUGUAUUUUAGAGCCAUGUGCUGUGUAUUUGUGCAGUUUAGGUUUGUAGAAAGGACUUUCCGACAUCAUAGUAACAAAUGCCAGGCUGGUGUUUUUAAUGUUUUCCAGUAUUUCCUUUCCCCUUCUCCAAAUUGCCUUAGACACAAAAGCUACAAUCUACCCCUAUCCCCCCUGAGGCUGUAGUGUGUGGAACCUCGCAAGUGCCUAUCCGUUUUACUAAAGUUUUGUGUUCUUCCAAGUUUGACUGUUAAAACAAUCUCGGGAUCAGAGAGGUGACAAUGGAUAGUGACAUCAGGCUGUCACUAGACAACCCUGGCUCCAAACUCACUAUGGGGACCCCUUCAUUAAGGAAAAUAAAGAAUGUACAUUGGCAGUUGAACUACUAAUGUUAAGGUGGCCAAAUACCUGCCGUGAAGCAAGUUAAGGGAAGGGUUUAAUUUGGCUUAUAGUUCUAGGGCAGUGGUCCUCAACCUUCCCAAUACUGGAACCCGUUAACACAGUUCCUCAUGUUGUGGUGACCCCCAACCAUAAAAUCAUUUCAUUGCUACUUCAAAACUGCGGUAGUUUUACUGCAAUGGAAAUAGCCGUUGCGACUCCUGAAGUGAUCACAACCGAUAGGUUGAGAACCACUGCCCUAGGGGAUACAGUCCCUCAUGGUGUGGAGGUAAGGGGACAGUGUGUGUUGGGAUGGGGGCGAAGGGGGGAGUCAGGAAGCAGCAUGAGAUGAAUGCUGGUAGCUUACUUUGUCCUGAUUCAGAUGGAGAUCCAUAGAACAUUCACUCAUGAUGUUGUAUUCAGGGUAGUUCCCUCUCCAGGUGAACCUUUUUGGAAACAUCCUCACAGACACACUGAGAUGCAUUUCCAAGGUGAUUCGAAAUCCAAAUUGACAAGAAUAACCAUCAAAGAUGGUUAGGUUACAUUGGAAUUUUCUGUGACACACAUUUGUCUGGUAUUUGGCACAGCUAGCUCAAAACAUUUCUUCUCAGUUCUCUCUGUCUUAUGGGGUGUGGGGUGUAGCAAGUGUGGGUGCUCUCAGACCCAAAGAGGGUGUCAGAACUGGAGCUGGAGUUACAGGUGGUUCUGAGCCACUUCCUGCAUGAGCACUGGGAUCUAUCCAAACUUUGCUCUACACUGCUGACCGCUCUAGCACCUUAAUUCCGUAGCCAGCUCUUAAUCUUACCAGUCUACUAUGUACUAUGCUUUCUGUCCCCCAUUCGGGAGAGCAGCAGGGUAAAACAGAUGUGACUCAUAAGUCUUUAGAGUUUGCAGUCCAGUUUCAUUGAUCACAGUACUAGGUUUUCUUUUGAGACAGGGUUUCUCUGUAGCCCUGGCUGUCCUGGCUGUCCUCUUUAGACCAGGCUGUCUUCUGACUCUGCCACUACAACCCAACUAGCUGAUCAAGGUAUUUUUUAGUCUGCCAGAUUUCCCAGCAAUGUCUGUAAAAGUAUCAGAUAUUCAUGAUAUAUACCAACUCAGUUAAAAAGCUGGUAGACAACCUUAUGUUUAUGUUAUGUGCGGAUUAAUUUUAUACCCUUUCUCCUACAAAAUGUCAGUAUGUCAUGAGUUAUUUUUUUCUUUUUUUUAUAUAUUUUUAAAGAUUUAUUUAUUUUUAUAUAUGUGAGUACACUGUCACUCUCUUCAGACACACCAGAAGAGGGCAUCGGAUCUCAUCACAGAUGGUUGUGAGUCACCAUGUGGUUGCUGGGAACUGAACUCAGGACCUCUGGAAGAGCAGUCAGCACUCUUAACCAUUGAGCCAUCUCUCCAGCCCCCAUGUCAUGAGUUAUGAUAAAAAAUUUUUAAAAUUUACUCAACACCUAAAUGCUUCUGUACCUUUAACCCUCUUCUGAUUCUGCUUAGCUAAUUGAUGCUCUUAAUACUUAAAGUCUGAAACAAAACAUGACAUUGCUUUGUAAUAUAAGGCCACUUGUCUUAUAUUGCUUUGCUCUCCCAUAUUGGGUAGUAUUUCAGUUUUGUAUUUUAUCAGAAAGCUACAUUUUGGAAUCUUAUGUAAAUUUCCCCCAACAGUAAUAGUAAUUCUCCUAUCCUGUUGGGCUCCAGUAAAUGAGUGGCUUUCAGAUUCCUCUAUCAGAGCCAGUAAUGUCUGGAAAGGAAAUCUGGGGAGGUUUGACGCUUUGAGCUACACUGUGCUUUGUACCUCAAACUUCGUACCAUCUUGUAGAGAUACUUUGUAACAACCCUCUAACAAUUCAUUCUUAGUUAGCUAUAGAUGAUAGAUCAAAGGCUGGCAAUUUAAUUACUAAAGCGUCAUACAGUUUUAGUAAAGGGUAAUAUUUUUCUGAUUAGUGUUGGAAGGGUGCUAAAACUUGCAGUUCACUUAGGGUUUUUAUUUUUUCUAAUUUUCAUGUAUUAUAAUAAACACUUUACCAUUUUCACUAAAGCUAAGUAUACAUUUUCUUUUUUUUUUCUUUUUCUUUUUGGUUUUUCGAGACAGGGUUCUCUGUGUAGCCCUGGCUGUCCUGGAACUUGUAUAGGUAACUCAUACAAGUAAAACCAUGCCUUGUUUUUCUAUAAUUGUCAUAUUAGAUUUAAUAUGUCCUCAGUGUUCAUUCAACUUACAGCAUUUAUCAAAGUUUCAUUUUUUUAUAAAGACAGUAAUUUUAUAUCUAUUCUUACCUACGUGUAUGUAUGUGUCCUGCAUGUGUGUGUGGUUCUCCUUGGAGGCCACGAGAGAGUGCCAGAUUACCUGGAACUGGACCCAGAACCCCAGGUGCUCUUAACUACUGAGCCCCCACAUUUAAUUUCUUUUUGAAACUGAACAAUUUAAGCUACUGCUGCUGAUAGUGGUGGCUGUGUUUGUGGUGGUGGCAGGGGCAGCAGCAGCAGCAACAUACACCUUUAAUCUCAGGAGACACAGGCGGGCAGAUAAGAGUUUGAAGCCAGCCUGGUCUACAGAGUAAGGACAGCCAGGGCUACACAGAAAAACCCUGUUUUGAAAAGCAAACAGGCACAAAUGGUCAAGGAAAUAACUUUCUAAAACUGAACAGGGGUAGUGUAAAACAAGAAAGCUAUAGUAUCCUGUAACAAGAAUUUCCAGAUAUCAUUGUCAGCGAGAUAAGAGUAUAUUUCUUUCUUAUAUUUCUUUGCUAGAGUACUGGUUCUCAACAUUCCCGAAGCUGCAAUUCUUUAAUACUUGGUAACCCCAGCCAUAAAAUUUAUUUUUGUUGCUACUUCAUAACUAAUUUUGCUACUGUUUUUUGUUAUCUAUUUUCUGGUGAUCUUCAGUGACCCCUGUGAAAGGGUCUUUUGACUCCUAAAGGGAUCACGGUUACAGGUUACAGGUUGAGAUCUACUUUCCUGAGGCUCCUGGGCCCUGGCUUCAUUUACACAGUUGUCAAGGGUCCAGCUGUGGCUUGUAAGGAUUGACCUCUCCUAUUUAUUCAGUGGCCUGCCUGUACCACUGUCCCAGUGUCCGUAUUCUGGAUGCUUGAUGAAGGAGGGGCUAGAGGAGGAACAUGUGCUGGAAGGGUGACUUAGAGAAGUUGCAGUACUACUACAGCUCAUUCAACCUAAAAAUUCAGCCAAAAAGUGGGACUGUGGCUUCAUGAAAGCCUAGAGUAUAUAGCUGUGUUUACAUGGCAGUCUGGCCCUGUAGAUUAUUUAUUGGGCCUGUCUGCUAAACACCAUCAGUACUAUGUCAGAGGAAUGGUUUUGGUGAUUAAAUUGUAAACUAGCAUUAUAUUUGGUAUAUAUAACCAUGUUUGGCUUAAAAGCCUAAGUGAGUUUUCCCUUUAUCCAAGUUUUCAUUGAUAGAAUUUGUGUAUAGUAAAAUGUGAAGAGCAAUCUGAUUUUCAGGGAGGGCUGUGUAAGGGAAGAGGAGGCACAGUAGUGGCUGGGGAGAUAAAUGAUGGGCAAGGGACAUUUGCUAAAUAUACUUUCAAAAAUGCUGAAGUCAGAAAACCUUUAUUCCUCGCUUUAUUUUAUUGUAGCAUCUUGGAUAGGUUCUUGUUAUAAUACAUGCCCUUUUUCAUCUGUAUCAUAUGUAGCUUAAAUGAGAUAAUGUCUGAGAAGUGCUUUGUGAACUGUAAGUGAAAGUUUUUUCAACCUUUUACCUACAUCACAUCUUGUAGGAAAGAGCAGGUACUUGUCUGUGUUUACAAGUGUUGUCUUUGCCAGAUCUCAGUUGCCUUUUGUGGUUUUAAUAAAGAUUUUAGUCUUUUUGAUAGAGGGACUAUAUUGAAUUUGGGUAGAAAAAAGGUCACAUAUAAAAUAACCUUUUUAGUGUCAUGAAAAGAGGUAUCUGUCUGCCUUGAAGUAUAUGAGGUUGAGGCUUGUCCCUUAGGACAUGGAAGCAGUGAUCUUAGACAUGGAAGCAGUGAUCUUAGAAGUGAGGAUAUGUAGGAAUCCCUAAGUCGGGAUGUUAUUUUCUGGCUUUGUGAUCAUUUGCAGAUAGAGGGGAUGGUUGGGUAGUCUAUGAUGUGAUGGUUUGAGUUUGCCUACACAACUUUAGCUGUUUUAUUAAGAAUGACAAAGAAGGGUGGUGAUGGCACACCAGCCCUUGGGGGAGGCAGAGCAGACACAGGUAAAUCUCUGAAUUUGAGGCCAACCUAACCUGUUUGUUCCAGGCAGCCAGGGCUACACAAAGAAGCCCUGUCUCAAAUGAAUUACAAAGAAAUAUAUCUAUUUCUAUUAAUAUUUUUUAUUUCACAUUGAAGUCCCUUUUCCUUUUCAACAGAAAUUCAUAUUUGCCUUUGGGAGUUGGGGCUGUAGAGUGUACCCAACACUUUUAGUCAUAUUAGGCACAGUGAAAAUACUUCACCAUUGCAAAUACAUACUCAAGAGUUAUGUCUGUGAUAUAUGAUCAGUCUAAUUUUAUGUGAAUACUAAAUUGUAUUUUCUCUGGAUUGAAAGGAUUUGUAGACAUUAGGAUCUAUUGAAUUAGGGAGAAAAAGCUUUGAUAAACAGAUUCCACCAAAUCUAAAGUGUAAUAGAUAAAAUACUAUUAUCAAGUAAAUAACUAUAUUACUACAUAGUGUGAUUAGGACAGACUCUUUGACACUUAGGGUAGUAAAUUCUCUGAAGAUGUAGGCUCUGCUGCUAAGUUAUAUUUGAUGGAGAGGGAAGUCUCAGUCUCUUUCCUUGUGUGCUGGACAUUUAACCCAGGCCCUUUAUCACCUGGCUAUAUCUUUAGCUCUUUUAAUGAAGUUUCUUCAUCUGUGAUGGCUAUUAUACUACUGAGUUGAAAUAGUGUGUGCAAAGUAUUCCUUAGAGCCGGAGAUAGGUAAGGUUCAUUCAUUCCCAGAACCUGAUAAAAUCAAAUGCAUUUAAUUAUUGUGUGCUGCAGAGCCUGAAGUGGGAAGGGGAGACAGUCCAAUCAGGUGUUAAGGCAUCCUUGGUGUUAGAUAAAUGUUGCCUGUAGUGUGCGUAUGUGAGUUAGGACACUUUCAGUUUUCCUUUCCUCAGGGUCCCUGGAUCAGACUCAAGUUGGGGAGUGAAUUCGUGUGUCAGACUUAGGCUUGUACUGCAUUUUUACCUACUGAGCUGUUUCUGGCCCAAUUUGGUUUUGGUCUUGGUUUUUUUGAGUCAGGGUGUUAACUGUUGUAACCCAGGCUUUCCUGAAAAUUGCUGUGUAGUUCUGCUGGCCUUGAAGGAUUGAAGGGGUAGACUUUCUACACUUAAAAACAUAAUUAACAUGAAAUUAAUAGUGUGCGCUGUAUGGCUUAUCUGUCUGUGUGCUUGUCUGUAUAUUUGUAUGAAGUCUGGGUAUCUUAUCUUGUUUUUGUGUGUGUGUGUGUGCUGGGAUCUCUCCUCCAAGUAGAUAGGCUAGCUGGUCAGUAUCUGCCCAUCUCAGUUCCUGCUAGUACCGGGUUUAUAGACUGCUAUACCCAGCUUUUAUAUGGGUACUAGGAAUCUGAAUUCAGAUACGUGUGCUUGCAAAGCAAACACCUUAACCACAGAGCCGUCUCCCUAGGCUUCCCCCACUUAUUGACUUUUCAGAUAGAGUCUCAUUGUCCCAGUUUGGCCUCAGUCUUCAUGUAGCCUAAGGAUAACCUUGAAUGGAGAACUUGUGCUUCCACAUCCUGAGCCCUGGAACUACUGGUGUGCACCUGGUUUAUGUGUAGAGUUUGAACCCAGGGACUUGGGUAUGCUGGGCAAGCACUCAAAAUAGCCAAGCUGUAUCUCUAGUCCAAAUUUUUUCCUAUUAGAAUUUUAGAUUAGCAUUAUAGGCCAGAGACCUAGCUCUUGCCACGGAGUGAGACAGCUUGAGCUCAACCCCUGGGUGGAAGGAGAGGCUAACUUUCAGUUAUUUACAUCCUGAUUGCAGCUCCCACCCCCUCUUCGAGAACUACUUCUAAAAGUUGUCCUCUGACCUCUACAUGAGCCCAUAUACUUACACACCCUACGUAAAUAAAAAUAUGGGGGGAGGGGGAACCCAGCAGUCAAAGUAAUGGGCUUCAUAUGGCAUUUUAAAAAUCUUAUUGUUAUUAUUGCUGCUGCUGUUGUUGUUUGUGCAUUGAUGUUUUUACCUGCAUAUACAUCUGUGUGAGGGUGCUAUAGGUUCUCCCAAACUGGAGUUAACAGACAGUUAUGAGCUGUCGUGUGAGUGCAAGGAAUUGAAACCAGGACCUCUGAAAGAGCAGUCAGUGCUCUUACCCACUGAGCUAUUUCUCUAGUCCGUCAAGACAGAAUUGUCACCUACUGCUCAGCUCCCCUGCUAGUGUCUUCUUUCUUCUUAGCCCCGCUCCUAUCUCAUACAUAUAUUGCCCUCUCUUCCUUCUCCUUAAGAUUUCCUCUUCCUCUUUCAUGAUUCCUUCCAUUUAUGUGCACACAAUAAGUAAACAAUAUUUGUCUGGUUUGUUUUAUAUAAUACUCUAAUUUCCAGUUCUAUUUUUCUAUAAAUGCCAUUUUUAAAGCUGAAUAAAAGUCCAUUGUGUGUAUCACAUUUCAUUAUCUAUUCAUUAUCUAUUCUAAACUCGUUCCAUUUCUUAGCUCUUCUGAACAGUAUAGUUAUGAAUAUCCAGAUACCUCUGGUAGGGUUUAGAGUUCUUUGGGUAUAUACCCAGAAGUGGUAUAGCUAGGUCAUUUGGUACAAUUUUUUUUUGUUUGCUUGUUUGUUUUUGAAAUCUCCAUACUAAUUUCAGUAAUUGGUGUACCUGUUAGUGUUCUUACAAUAGCAAAUAACCAUUUCUCUCCUCAUCAGCAUUAUUUGUUAUCUUUACUUGAUAAACAUCCUGUCUGAGAAGACUGAAUCAAAAGUAGUUUCUAUUGUCCUCAAUUCCCCUUUCUUCUCCCCCUUUGUUUGGGACAGGGUCUCUCAUUAGCUCAUUUAUUGUUUGAAAUGUUUUUUAAAAUAUAUUUUUAUUAUAUGUAUGAAUGUAUGGCUGUAUGUAUAUUACACCAUAUAUAUCUGGAUGCUGGCAGAGGCCAGAAGGCAUCAGAACCUCUGGAACAGAAUUAUGGAUGGUUAUGAGCCACCAUGUGGGAAGUGGGAACUGAACCUACAACCUCUGUAAGAACAGUUCGUGCUGAGCCACCCUCCCCCUCUUUCCUUUCCUUUCCUUUCCUUUCCUUUCCUUUCCUUUCCUUUCCUUUCCUUUUCUUUCUUUUUUUUUUUUUUUUUUUUUUUUUUUGAGACAGGGUUUCUCUGUAUAGCCCUGGCUGUCCUGGAACUCACUCUGUAGACCAGGCUGGCCUCGAACUCAGAAAUUUGCCUGCCUCUGCUUCCCAAGUGCUGGGAUUAAAGGCGUGCGCCACCACUGCCCGGCCCAUCCCCCUCUUUUAAUUAAGUUUUCCCUACAUUAUAAAAGCAUAAGGCUUAAGAAUUAUUAGAGCACUGGAAGGUCCUAGUUUAUAGGAACUUGAAUCUGCUGAGCUCUAUCGCCAGCCCUGGAUUUUUAUUCUUAUUAAUGAUUUCAGUCCUCACAACUGAGGACUGAGCCGCUAGAUUCACUAGAUAGAACUUGCAGGUACAGAGGGUUAAGUAUGUUAAGGAACUUCUGCGUACCGUUUGAUGUUAGACCACUUGUUAGUUAUAUAACAAGUGUAGGAGAUAAGGUGCCACAUGCAUUUAAUCCCAGCCAUGUUUACAUAACAGGAUUCAGACUCCUCAGACUUACAUGGUAUGACCUUGUUUCAAAAAACAACAGCAAAAAACAUGGUUGGCAUGAUAGAUUAGCAGGUAAAGGUGCUUGCUGUCAACUCUAGCAACCUGAGUUUCAUCCUCAGAAUUUGCAUGAUGGGGCUGGUGAGAUGGCUCAGUGGGUAAGAGCACCCGACUGCUCUUCCGAAGGUCCGGAGUUCGAAUCCCAGCAACCACAUGGUGGCUCACAACCAUCUGUAACAAGAUCUGACUCCCUCUUCUGGAGUGUCUGAAGACAGCUACAGUGUACUUACAUAUAAUAAAUAAAUAAAUCUUUUAAAAAAAAAAAAGAAUUUGCAUGAUGGAGAGAGCUGACUAGGUUAAGUUGUCCUUUAACCUCUGUAUUAGUGCACUGGCACAUAACCCCCCCCCCCCCAUAAAUAAAACACACUCCCCAAAUUAUAGUGUGAUAGUGCUAGAGUACAGGUGUAGUAGUAGACAGGGCGUCUUUAGUGUGUUAGAGACUGCUAGAGAAAGGAAGAGUCAGGACAAAGCUAUGUUAGUUAGGUCUCAGGAACAGGAAGUUUUGUUUAACCCUUCAGACCACAGAUUCAGACGGAGAGGGGAACAUACAUAGUAUCCUUAAUUUUUUUCAUUUUUAUUUUUUGAUGUUAUACUUUUUUUUUGAAAACUAUUAUUUUGCCAUGGAUAGUUAUAGCUUAUUGAAAAUUCUAAGUCUUCAUAAAGUUCAAGGAUUUUGAGUUUUGAGAAUAUCUUUUAUUAAGGAAAUUAGAAAUAGGAACUACAGUGCCUAAGCUUUUGAAAUUAUUUGCAAGGUAAAAAAUGUAACCGUUUUUAGCUUUAGAGUAGUAUGAGAAUUAGAAAUUUGAGGAGAUAAAAGAAUAUAGAGCUGGGUAUGGUGACAUUUGCCUAUAUUCCCAGCACUGGUAGUGGGGGCGGGUGCAGGGUUGGGGUGCAGUAAGGUCAGAACCGGUUUGAGCUACAUAUUGAGACUCUUAAAAAAUGAUCUAGACUUAAACACUGAAAGUAAUAACUUGAUUAAAAGAAGUUUAUUAUUUUUAGCCUUGUAUGUUUUAUUGGCAUGCUCAUGCUGAACUUUGCAAGGGAAAAUUGUCAAACCUGUAGAUGACUCAGACGUUCAGAGCACUUGCUACCCUUACAGAGGAUCCAAGUUUGGUUCCCAUCACCCACAUGGUAGCUCACAACAUCUAUAAUUACAUUUUCAGGCUGGCUGCUUUCUUAGCCUCCAUAGGCACCAGAUAUGAACCUGGUGCACGUAACAAACAUGCAGACAGACACUAAUACACAUUAAGUCAAAACCUACUUCUCACUAACAUUCAAUAUUUAUACUUGGUUGGGUAUACAAUUUCACCUUCUGUGGUUGUUCACAGGGAGGUGAGUACAGCAUUAGCCCUCAGAAGAAACAUUUGUCCCUUCCAGGGAAGAAGUGCAGGCUUGCUUUCUUAAGUUUUUCUAAGAUUUCCACAACUAUGGUUAAAGUAAAAAUCUUUUUUUUUUUUUUUUUUGUUUGUUUUUUGUUUUUCGAGACAGGGUUUCUCUGUGUAUCUCUGGCUGUCUGGAACUCACUUUGUAGUCCAGGCUGGCCUCGAACUCAGAAAUCCGCCUGCCUCUGCCUCCUGAGUGCUGGGAUUAAAGGCGUGCGCCACCAUACCCGGCUAAAGUAAAAAUCUUAUCAGGAAAAGCUUUGUAGAAAAAAAGGUUUGGCUAGGCAUGGUGACGUGCUUGUUGAAGAAAGUUGAGGCUGGCGCUAAGACCUUGUCUCAAAACAAAUCACCACAUACAAAAACACCUUUCUGUCCAAGGACAAGGGAGCAUACGUUUGUAUCUUGUAGGCUCUAUGGGAUAUCGGGAAAAUAAAAACAUUUUUAUUUCUAUUAUACUUAUCUUCUAAUGAGAUUUAAUUAUCUUAAACUACACAAUCAUUGUAAUUUACAAUUUUCCAAAAUUGGGAAUGAUGGCAUUGGCUGGAUUUCUUCUUAGCUUUGAGCUAUUAUUGUAUGUAGCAGAGAUUAACCUCUGGCUUAAAACCAUUGCUUACCUUGUGAUAGAAAUGGUUGUGAUGUAGGAGAAUUAGCAUCAGUAGAUGUUUUAGUGGUAGGCUUGGCAAGCCAAAAUACUGAGGCUCCAUACUGUUGGCUUACCAUAUGGGUUUGUGAAAAAAGUCUUCCUCAAGAUGAUAUCUGGAAAAGUAGGGAAGGGUCCAUUGAAGGACCAGUUCUGUCUUGCUACUCAGGAACCUGCUGAUCUGCCUUGCUUUGCUUCCUUCUGAUCUUGACCUUUGUUUCUGGAUUGAAAUCCAUGCUGUCUGGCAUGAUAAAGUCACAGUUCCAUCUGCUCACAUGCUCUGCAUCUGUGGGCAAGGAAAUGUUUAUGGAUGUAUUUUUUGUUUUUUGGGAAGGGAGCGAAAAGGUCUCAUUUUGUAGAGGUACAUAGAUAAUAGAGAACAGGCUGGCCUCAAACUUAUCUAAAAUAGGCAUUUAAAACAUUCUCUAUUAUCAAACUGUGAGUGAUAAACUAUUUGCUUUUCAGGAAGACAAUUUUUUCAGCUUUUGUCUGAUUCAGAUUCAGGGAAAUGGCACUCUGUGGGAAAGACAACCUCAAUUUUUACACUCUAGUAAAAUAUGUUUCAAAUGUUCUAUUUAAAGAAGGGACACAAACUAAACUAAACACCGAGUAACAGUGCAGUCCCUGAGCAGUGGUGUACAGUGAUGGGCAUAGGUGUUUGCUUGCAUUACUCCUUUUGUUAUCAAAGUCUUUUCUCCUUUAAGUUACUACUUAAGAUGCUGGGUUUUGCUUAUGUAGCAAUACAAGUUUUUCAUUAUUUAUUAUUAUUAUUGUAAAAGAGCAAGAGAAAAUUAAAUAUAAAACUACAAACUUAAUGGGUUAUCUAAUGAUGGGGAAGGUAGGAUAUUGCCGACGAUUUGUAUUUGUAUAAGCAAUUUGUAUAAAAUCAUACUAGGAAGGGAAGGGAAUUUUUUUUCCUAAGACAGGGUUUCUCUCUGUAGCUCUGGCAGUCCUGAACUGGCCUCCAGUCUGCCUGUUGCUCUGAGUGAAAUCAACUAGGAUCUCUCUGCUAGACACCAUGAGAGUGAGACCUAAGCAGGGUUCCUCCAGUGCACUGGGCACAGCGUUCUGUUGAUGCUUAACCAAAUUCUGAGAGAUGUUUUUGCUAAUGGCCUUAGAUUCUCUACGCAGCCAAGUAUGACAUUGAGUUCCUCAUCCUCCUGUGCCUAAGUCAUCAGAUAAAAGUUUACAUCAACUAAUCCAGAAAAGGAAGAACAAGCAGACCGAGAUGUGUAGCUCAGUGACUGGUAAGCUGUGGUUCUUGACAGAUCGUCGCAUCAGGGAAGACUACCCACAGAAAGAGAUCUUACGAGCGUUGAAGGCCAAAUGUUGUGAAGAGGAAUUGGACUUUCGGGCUGUGGUGAUGGAUGAGAUGGUGCUGACGGUCGAGCAAGGAAAUCUGGGUCUUCGGAUCAGUGGAGAGCUAAUCUCUGCCUACCCACAGGUGGUGGUAGUGAGAGUUCCAACCCCAUGGGUGCAGAGUGAUAGUGAUAUUACUGUUUUGCGCCACCUAGAGAAGAUGGGAUGCCGAUUGAUGAACCGACCUCAAGCCAUCCUUAACUGUGUUAAUAAAUUCUGGACAUUCCAAGAGUUAGCUGGCCAUGGUGUGCCUCUUCCAGAUACUUUUUCUUACGGUGGCCACGAAAACUUUGCUAAGAUGAUUGAUGAAGCAGAAGUGCUGGAGUUCCCAAUGGUAGUGAAGAAUACAAGGGGUCAUAGAGGCAAAGCUGUUUUCUUGGCACGAGAUAAACACCAUUUAGCGGAUCUAAGCCAUCUUAUUCGGCAUGAAGCUCCAUAUUUGUUCCAGAAAUACAUUAAAGAGUCUCAUGGAAGGGAUGUACGAGUCAUUGUUGUGGGAGGUCGUGUAGUUGGCACCAUGCUACGCUGUUCCACAGAUGGAAGGAUGCAAAGCAACUGUUCCCUAGGCGGCGUGGGGAUGAUGUGCUCACUGAGUGAACAAGGAAAGCAGCUGGCUAUCCAAGUGUCUAAUAUCCUGGGGACGGAUGUGUGUGGCAUUGACCUGUUGAUGAAAGAUGACGGCUCCUUCUGUGUCUGCGAGGCCAAUGCAAAUGUAGGUUUCAUCGCCUUUGAUAAGGCUUGUAAUCUAGAUGUAGCUGGUAUCAUAGCAGACUAUGCUGCCUCCCUUCUGCCCGCUGGCCGGCUCACCCGGCGCAUGUCCCUGCUCUCUGUGGUGUCCACUGCCAGUGAGACUAGUGAGCCGGAGCUUGGUCCCCCUGCCAGCGCUGCUGUCGACAACAUGAGCGCGAGUUCCAGCUCUGUUGAUAGCGACCCUGAAAGCACCACCGAGCGAGAGAUGCUCACCAAGCUCCCAGGGGGGCUGUUCAACAUGAACCAGCUGCUAGCCAAUGAAAUCAAACUCCUGGUGGAGUGACUCCACUGGUAAAUAGUUAAACAACAAAACCCUUGUAAAACUGUCUCCCUGCACCCCACACCUUCCCUUUAACCAACUUGCAAUGCUGUUCAUGGAGAAUGUUCAGAAGGUUGAGUUACAGAUACAGUAAGAUUGGUUAGAAGAAAGGAAAAUAGAUGAGGCCCCUGGUAGUGAUUCAUUUAUGGAUUUCACAGAGGAAUACUAGGUGACACAGAGAGAAAUGGCAGGCUCUCAUGGUAACCUUUUCAGUUACGUAUGAAAACCCUGCUCAUAGGCCAUGAGAACGUGAAAGGUUUUUUUUUUUUUUUUUUCUCCCCAUGGUCUCUUGCUUUUGUUUUUAUGUAGAAUGGUUUUGAUCCAAGUACUUAGUAGCAUGACUUCAGUUUCAAGAUUUGUAAAGAGGAAAACAUCCAUUUACAAUACAGAAGUGUUUUAAAUAAUCUGAAAUGUCUGCUGUUUCUCUCAGCUAGCAUUUAGCGCAUAGUUGUUUAUGAACUCUAAGGGGCUCUGACUGGAAUUUCUUUAUUUUCAUGUUUGUCUUUGUUUUUUCCCCUUAAUUUGGGUGGGAGGGUAAUGUGACUAUAAUCCAAUAAAGAUUUUUAAUUACAAAAUUGGCAUGUUUGCAUGAUGAAAGGGAAAUGAACAGUAUUGCAAUGUCUGGUAUACAAAGUAACAUUUACUCAAUGUAGAUAAAGUUAUACUAGUUAAAAGUUUGUGCAUUGACUUGUAUUUGUUAGUGUUUUAGUCUUUUUUUGAAGGAUAUAUGCUCUGUUAAUGUUGCAUUUUUAAUACAUGCUGGUAACACCCUUGUUCUAUGACUGCAUCUUUAACAAUGGCCAAAGUAAACAAUAUGCUACUUUUGGUUAACAAGACACCACUCAAAACAUACACAUUUAAAAGUCUCCCUGCCUUCCUCUUUUUCUCAUUUAAAGGAUAUAAAAGACAAGUCAAUUUCUUAAUGCUAACUUUCUGUGUUUGCAUUUUUCACAUUUUAGAAAGGAGUAUAUAUGUCGCAUGCAAGUGUACAUGUUUUAUUCUUUGUUUACACCAAACAGAAUAGAUUCUAGUGAAUGGCAUGAUGGGAAGCAGUUUUUUUACUGAUGAAUUGCCUUAGACCUCAAUAGUAUAGAGAUUCUCCCCUAAAGACAACAGGAAAGUAAAUGUUCCUUAAGCUUUUUUGUGUGUUUGUAUGUAUGUUUGUUUUUGUAGACUGCUUGGUGUAUGAUUUAUUCAAGGCUACAGGCUUUUAUUUAAUGUUAUGGCUGUGCAUUUUCUUUAUGCUUAAAAGAUCUGGAGGGAGGUGGGGUGGAUGUUUUUGGGGGGAGAUUUAUUUAAGUAUUGAGUCUCAUAUAGCCCCACACCUAAGCCUUCAUUCAGUACUGACCACUCUGUUUCUUUUUUGAAUUGAUGAAAGCCCCAAACUGCAUAUAAUAUGAGCCUUUAAGUCAAGGAAUAAAACAAUCUAGUGAUGAGUCUGGAAGAUGUGUUAAGAAGUGGAGAUGCUUCAGGGGUCAACAUAAUUUUUCCCUAAGCUUUUCUGCUUCUCCAGUGCUGUUUUUCUUCAGAUGGACUUUAACCUAAUUUCUUGGACACUACUUCAAGGAGACUUCAAGGCAAUAAUAAAACAUCAGCAUUAACCACUCUAACAGAGGUCUGAUCAUGCUUAAUUGUAUAGUUCUCCCAUUUAAAAAAGGAAUGUAAUAAAACUUGCUUUCCCCCAUAGAAUUAAGUAUUAAAGCGGAGCGAAAGGUUUCAUUGACAACUAGAAUAGUACCUGUAACCGGUGCACUCUUCUCAACUCACCUCAAGACUCACAAGGAGUCUAUCUUUAGGGCACUUUAAUUGCAUCUGCACGUUCUGAUUUGCACAGGAUUAUUUGGAGUCAUACGUACCUCUGCUUCACUAACAGAAUAAAAGUACUUGGUACUUUGCUCAAUGAUCAUAUUUUGCAGGGUGCAUGGUAUUUGGUAUAGACAAAUAAAUGAACAACCGUGGAAUCAGAUCCUAAGACCAUCUGGUUGCCACUUACAUUAUGAUAUACAUGUAUGUAAGUUCAUGCAUUUGAAAACAAAUAGAACAUCUUCACUUGUUGAAAAAUUCACUUUUUUAUGGUGGGAUAAUAAAGAAACAGGAAAAUUAGUUUUUUUAAUGCAAGCAUUGCUCUAAGAUGCUUUCCCAGCAGUUUCACUCCUGGUCACACAGCCACUGUGUUGAAGUGCAGCUCUCAUCAGCCACCCUCGGGUGCCACACUCACACGCAGACUGUAAGUAGGGAAGGUGCUCAUCUUAAAUUCUCUCAAAUUAAGGUAAACAAUAAGAACAGAUCAUUCUGGAAGAACUCAAAACAAGUGAGAGUUGACUUUUAUUCAUAACUUUUAUAUAGUCUUCAUUACUACUGUGACAAAAUGUAUCAAAUUUGUGUAAUCGUGCCAAAUAUCUGAAUUACUGUAAAUUUUUUGUACACUGUUAAAAUUGUAAUUGUUAAUUGUAUUUUAAUGAUUCUGAUUUUGUUUUUAUGUUACUUAUGAUGAGAGUUGAACUCAUAGAUCCAUGCAUUAUGAACUAUGCCACUUAAACUUUCUAAUUGAGUAAGCUUUUUUGAUACUUUGUUCAUUUCUGCUGGCUUUUCUCCAAUGAACUUUGAAAUCUUUCUCUAUGCUAUCAAUAAGAAACUACUUGGAAUGUUAGAAAAAUCCAGCAAGAGACUUGCUUUCGUCAAGCACUUUAUCAGACUUUAAGACAAGCACUGGAGGCACUGGAAAAGGUCCCUGACCAUCAGUCAUCUCAUCCAAGAAGGAGAAGAGUGGAAACCCAAAUGCUCUUCACUCAGUGAACCCCCAGUGUGGGGCUGGGGGGUGUUAGAGACACUGUGAAAUCAAGUCUGGUGUUAUAUUUUCUCCUGGUUCGCUGUUUUUGAGAAGGUUUGUGGGCUAUUUGGCUGGUGAGACACGAUCCCCUCCU
Mus musculus (house mouse) is the source of this 17096-nucleotide messenger RNA. It is a transcript of the gene Rimklb, whose product is annotated as ribosomal modification protein rimK-like family member B. The coding region runs from base 12973 to 14136 and encodes 387 amino acids. Gene Ontology annotation, molecular function: metal ion binding; N-acetyl-L-aspartate-L-glutamate ligase activity; ATP binding. The record is from RefSeq and is a predicted model, not a curated record. Gene Ontology annotation, cellular component: cytosol; cytoplasm. Lineage: Eukaryota; Metazoa; Chordata; Mammalia; Rodentia; Muridae. Gene Ontology annotation, biological process: L-glutamate catabolic process. The transcript has 6 exons.